Molecule: messenger RNA, 1209 nt
Organism: Melopsittacus undulatus (budgerigar)
Lineage: Eukaryota; Metazoa; Chordata; Aves; Psittaciformes; Psittaculidae
Product: vasoactive intestinal polypeptide receptor 1-like
Exons: 13
Coding region: 1-1209 (402 amino acids)
Biological process (GO): adenylate cyclase-modulating G protein-coupled receptor signaling pathway; cell surface receptor signaling pathway
Cellular component (GO): plasma membrane
Molecular function (GO): peptide hormone binding; G protein-coupled peptide receptor activity; vasoactive intestinal polypeptide receptor activity
Source: RefSeq, a predicted model, not a curated record
AUGCCGUGGGUGCGAGCGACGCAUCCCGACUGCUCCGUGGUCCUCUAUUUCCAAGAGCAAGAAGCUGAAUGUCUGGAAGUUAUCAGGAGCGAAAGGCAAACACCAGUCCCCGCUGGGGAGCAAGGCUGCCGAACGGACUGGGAUGGAGUCAGCUGCUGGCCAGCAGCGCCCCAAGGCCAGGCCCGGGCCCUCCCCUGCCCCGGCGUCCCCCACGUCUUCAAGAGGACCAAAGCGCUGAUCCAGAGGAACUGCACCGAGUCGGGAUGGAGCCUCCCCAGCCCUCCCUACUACAGCGCCUGCGAGCUGGAGCCCAUCGGCAACAACAACACCGAGGAGAAGAGGGGCUAUUUUGUCACCAUGAAGGUGCUUUACACCUGCGGCUACUCCACGUCCCUGGCAGCCCUGCUCUUGGCCAUCGGCAUCUUCUCCUGCUUCAGGAAGCUGCAUUGCACCAGGAAUUCCAUCCACAUCCACUUCUUCACCUCCUUCAUCCUGCGUGGAGCUGCUGUGUUCAUCAAAGACGCCGUCCUCUUCUCAGACGAGUCCAUCGAUCACUGCACCAUGUCAAUGGUGAGCUGCAAAGCAGCCAUCACCUUCUUCCAGUACUCGGUCCUGGCCAACUUCUACUGGCUGCUGGUGGAGGGCAUGUACCUGCAGACCCUGCUGCUGCUCACCUUCACCUCGGACACGAGGUACAUCUGGUGGUACAUCCUCAUCGGCUGGGGCGUCCCCAUGCUCACAGUCUGUAUAUGGGUGGUCACCAGGCUGCAGCAUGACAACCACGGGUGCUGGGAUGACUACAGCAGCCCUUACUGGUGGGUGAUCAAGGCUCCCAUCCUCCUGGCUGUGUUUGUGAACUUCCUCAUCUUCCUCAAUGUCACCAGGAUGCUGGCGCAGAAGAUCCGCUCCCCGGACAUCAGCAGGAGCUACAAGCAGCAGUACAUGAGGCUGACCAAGUCCACGCUGCUCCUCAUCCCCCUCUUCGGGGUGCACUAUGUGGUGUUCGCGCUCUUCCCCGAGCACAUCGGGGUGGACGCUCGGCUCUACUUCGAGCUGGUCCUCGGCUCCUACCAGGGGUUCCUAGUGGCUCUGCUCUACUGCUUCCUCAAUGGGGAGGUCCAGGCUGAGGUCAAGAGGAACUGGGGCAAGUGGCAGUCAUCGAUGGAGAGCAACGUCUUCAACCUGGUGACCCAAGACUUCACAGCGUGA